AUGGUUUUAAAGGUGGAAAGCACGAAGAGCUCAAGUGCAACCUUGCCCCCCAAUGUACCCUCCUACAGGUCUCUGUCCUCCUCCCAUGAGGAUUACCCUAGCAGUCACACUAGCUUCUCAGAUGGUGAGCUUGCCCGGAAUGUGAGGGAAGGUGUCAAGCAUCGAAUCUUCUACCUCUCAGAGCAGCUGAGAGUGGAGAAGGCCAGUAGGGAUGAGAAUACUAUGAGCUACCUCAAGCUAGUAUCCAAAGCUGACCGACACCAGGCCCCACAUAUCCGGCAGGCCUUUGAGAGGGUGAACCAGCGCACCUCUGCCACUAUUGCUCACAUAGAACGAAAGCUCUAUCAGUGUCACCUGCAGCUGAAGGAGCUGGAAGAGGGCUGCAGCCCUACAAGCUCAGUGCUAAAAGUGAGCAGUGGUGUGGACGGCCAUAAGCAACCUGGUGAGAAGGUCUCAUAUUCCAAGUUGUCCAAGCCAGGGGGGGAAGAUAGCCUGCCCAUCGAUAUAGCUAGGCCCUACACUCUGGAGAGUCACUUGUCAGGCAUGCAACAGAGGAAAUUCUCAGACAAAAAGUAUGUGGCUCAGCAGCAGAAGAUGAAGGAAGAACUGACAGAAGCCAAGAAAGUCCAUGUUGGUCUUCAGGUCUCCCAUCAAAGCCUCAAGGAAAGUCAUGUGACUAAUGUGCGGGAGGUACUGGAGUCCCUCCAGGAAAAGAAAGCCAGACAAUCACUGAUGGAAGAACAGGUGAAUGAUCACUUGCAGAGAUACUUGGAUGAGAUUUGCCACCUCAAACAGCAUUUGGCAUGCACUGAAGAGAAAAUGGCCUAUUUGUCCUAUGAAAGAGCCAAAGAAAUAUGGGAUGUAAUGGAGACUUUCAAGAGCAGAAUAACCAAGCUAGAAACUCAACAGCAAGCUACCCAACUGGAGAUGAUGGCCAGCCUCAGAACCCGUCCCAAGGACUUUUUGUUCAGAUUCAUAAGCCUGCUUCUCACACUGACCACUGUCCUCUUGGUCUUGGUCUCUACCUUGUGUUCUUGCCCCUUGCCUCUGCUCAACUCACGCUUGCGCACAUUCACUGUGUUCGUGUUGAUUGGCCUUGUGUCCUUGGCUUGGCAGAAGCGGCAUAUCAUCUCCAUCAUGGACUGGCAGGCUUGGGUCCCCUUCAAGUGGAGACCAGACUUCAAGGAUGCUAAACCUCCAUUAGAUGGACAGUGA
Cricetulus griseus (Chinese hamster) is the source of this 1215-nucleotide messenger RNA. The record is from RefSeq and is a predicted model, not a curated record. Lineage: Eukaryota; Metazoa; Chordata; Mammalia; Rodentia; Cricetidae.